GGGCCAAAAAUCCUGUUAUAUUCUUACCGAGAUUGUUUUGGUGUUCUCGCCUGGCAGGUACGGCGACAUGGUGCCCCACACGCCCACGGGGAAGAUCGUUGGAGGCGUGUGCUCGCUCUCCGGGGUGCUGGUCAUCGCGCUCCCCGUCCCUGUGAUCGUGUCCAACUUCUCCAGAAUUUACCACCAGAACCAACGGGCGGAUAAGAGGAAAGCCCAGAAGAAGGCACGCUUAGCCCGCAUCCGGAUCGCUAAGGCGUCUUCUGGAGCGGCCUUUGUCACCAAGAAGAAGGCGGCGGAGGCGAGGCUGGCGGCGCAGGAGAGCGGCCUUGAGAUGGACGAGUUUACCAAAGAAGAAGACAUCUUCGAGAUGCAGCAUCAUCACCUGCUCCGGUGUCUAGAGAAGACGACGGUCAGUUAAUACUACACUCGCCAUCCACUGCUUUUUA
This is a messenger RNA of Procambarus clarkii (red swamp crayfish), 446 nucleotides long. NCBI's taxonomy places the organism in Eukaryota, Metazoa, Arthropoda, Malacostraca, Decapoda, Cambaridae. The record is from RefSeq and is a predicted model, not a curated record.